AGAUAACAGGUUUAUUGUUAUCGUUACGGCAAGCAAUUAAUUAUUUUCCAACCGUUAAACGCUUGCGUAAAGUAACUACACAAAAAUGGUAUUAGAAAAGUCAUACAUUGACAAUAUUCUUAAAAAAAUCUUAAACACAACGCAUUUGGAACAUUACGACUUUAUCACUGAAGAAUACAAGCCUAAAGAGACAAAGUAUGAAGGUGAGAAAUAUUUUGUUACAGUAAAGAACAGUGUAAACAGUGACAAACUCAGCAUAUUUAUUAAACGUGCCUUAGUUGAUAGUGAAAUUAGGAAACUGUUACCGAUACGUGGAUUCUUUAUUAAUGAAAACAAUUUUUAUGACCAAGUUUGGCCAAAUUUAGAGAAAUUUCAAGAAAGUUAUGGAAGGAAGAUUUUAUUCCGCAAAAUACCAAGGUGUUAUUUAACGACAUCGAAAGAAAAUGCAGAAACGAUUGUCUUGGAGAAAUUGAGUCGUUUUAGAGCUAAUGAUCUUACAGAACUUUUUACUAUAGAACAACUAUUACUUAUUUUUCAAGAAUAUGGAAGAUUUCAUGCACUCUCCUUUGCUUAUAAAGAAAAACGUCCAGAAGAAUAUCAAAAGUUAGUGAGCCAAAUUAGAGACAAUUAUGAAUAUUACAAAGAUAUUAAAAUGUACGUAGAAGCCAUGAACUACUCUCACAAGGUAUGUCUAACUUAUCUAGAUGACAAAAAUGCUAGUGAUAUUAAACUUGAUAACAAAUAUGCAACAAAUGCAAUGGAAGUUUAUGUAGAAAGUAGUAAAUAUAAAGGAAAUAAAUCUGUGAUAACGCAUGGUGACGGUUGGAUAUCAAAUUACCUGUUUCACUAUGACGCAACUGGAAAACCGUUGGAUCUUAGAUUUGUCGACUUCCAAUUGGCACGCAUCGGCACACCUGUUUACGAUUUAGCCAGUUGUUUAUAUGCUUGUUCUUCUCCAGAACAUUUAUCAGAUUUCAAUAGGUUACUGGAAGUUUAUUAUAGCAGCCUUUCACAAUCACUAACAGCUAUGGACUGUGAUCCUGAGAAAAUCUACAGUUUUGAAGACUUAACAGGUGAUUGGAAAAAGUAUUCAAAAUUUGGAUUUUCGUAUGCAGUGUUCGCAAUCAGUAAUUAUUAUCUAGUCGAAGAUGAGAGCGACAUCGAUGAUAGUUUGAAGAUAUGGAACAAUAAUGUGAAUAAAAAAAUUAUUGAAGAACAAACUAAACAAACUAUUGAUGUAGUGAAUGCGAAAUCUAGAUUAACAUUAUUAUUGCGCCAUAUGGUCACCAAUGGUUUUCUGUAAUGUUGAUAAUAAUAUAUAAUAGAUUUUUAUGAUUGAUCCCAUACCUCAUCUUGAUAGUAAUUAAGCAGGUGACAAAGAUAUGAUAUUAAUUUUGCCAAAGAUCCAACAACUCUUAUGCUUUUCUAGGUAAAAUAUGGAUACAACGUAAUUUAAUUUACAUUAUUGUUGAUGGUCUUCUAUUUCCAUGAAAAUUUACUGACUAUGUAACAAUUAAUUAAACUAUUACUAAGGAUAAAAAUUUAUUUAUCUUAGUUAUUAAUACAGUAUUAUUUUAGC
Molecule: messenger RNA, 1579 nt
Organism: Diabrotica virgifera virgifera (western corn rootworm)
Lineage: Eukaryota; Metazoa; Arthropoda; Insecta; Coleoptera; Chrysomelidae
Exons: 2
Coding region: 86-1303 (405 amino acids)
Source: RefSeq, a predicted model, not a curated record